GAGAGAGAGAGAGAAUGGGGAGAGAGAGCUCAUCUCCAUACAGUCACAGUGAACUGCGGGGGCCGACGGAGCGGUCCUCGAGAGCGGAAAGAGCUGCCGAAGUAGCGUUUGAAUCCAACUCAUAUCGACUUUCGACAACCGCCUUUUCGUUUGUUUUCGCCCUAUAUCCUUCGGAAUUGGACGCGGGGAACUUUUGGUGGGGUCAUUUUGGAGUUUUAAAAGGCAGCCCCACAUCGAUACGACAUGGACAGUCCGAGCGCCGCUUCGGGGAGCCACUGACCGGCGUUCAUUCACUCAUUGCCGGAAUACAAGAGUGAACCCACGACGAAUUUUCGCCUCCCCCCCUGCCUCGCUAAAUGUUUGAUGAAGUGCUUCAAAGUUUUGGCCAAUUCUCGGACGCGGUGGAUUUAUCUGGUUCAGGCGCGACAAGACGCUCGUGGUCCCGUGUCGAAGACGAGAGGGGCUUUCGCUGGUAAAGUUGCGGGGAAAACAUGGAGACUGUAAGUCGGCAGAGCUUCCAGCCUCAUCCGGGACUGCAACAAACUCUCAAGCAGUUUCACCUCAGCUCUAUGAGCUCUCUCGGGGGGCCGGCCGCCUUCUCUGCCCGUUGGCAACAUGAGCUUCUCUUCAAGAAGGACGGGAAGGAGCCCGAGGCUGUCCUGCAGCAUCUACCGCCGCCAGUGAUGCCGGGGCCGCUCUUUAUCCCAUCGGACCGUUCCACGGAGAGGUGCGAGACGGUCCUGGAGGGCGAGACCAUCUCAUGCUUCGUGGUCGGAGGGGAGAAGCGGCUGUGUCUCCCCCAGAUCCUCAACACGGUGCUGCGGGACUUCAGCCUGCAGCAGAUCAAUUCGGUGUGCGACGAGCUGCACAUCUACUGCUCCCGGUGCACUGCCGACCAGCUGGAAAUCCUCAAAGUCAUGGGGAUCCUGCCCUUUUCGGCGCCCUCCUGCGGCCUCAUCACCAAGACGGACGCCGAGCGGCUGUGCAACGCGCUCAUCUACGGGGGCGCUUACCCUCCUCGCUGCAAGAAGGAGGCGGGCGGCGGAGGAGCGCUGGAACUGGAGCUCACCGAGAGGAGCUUCAAAAUCUACCACGAGUGCUUCGGCAAGUGCAAGGGCUUGUUUGUUCCCGAGUUGUACACCAGCCCCAACGCGGCGUGCAUCCAGUGCCUGGACUGCAGACUCAUGUACCCCACGCACAAGUUCGUUGUGCACAGCCACAAGGCGCAGGAGAACAGGACUUGCCACUGGGGCUUCGACUCGGCCAACUGGAGGGCCUACGUCCUCCUUGGCCAGGAUUACGCGGGCAAGGAGGAGAAGAGCCGCCUGGAGCAGCUCCUGGACGAAAUCAAGGAGAAGUUUGAUUUCGCCAACAAGUACAAGAGGAAAGCCUCUUCCAGGGUGUCGGAUCCCAUUCCAAUCAAAAAGCCCAAACACGAAGACAUCCUAAUCCAAUCCCCUGCCGCCGACAAGGAGAAGCAACAUGACUGGCUCCAGUCCUUUUCCAACCCCAAUAAGGGCUUCAACUGCAUUCAGCCGAGACAGAGGCCAUCGGCUUUUCGACCCUGGUCGCCACACAUCUAUGUUGGUGAUAAGGAACCCUCCAGUCACCCUCUCGCUCUGCUAAGAGACAACUUCUACAACUACAAAAGCCUGGAGAAUGCCGUGGCCCCUAACGUUGCUCUCACACCGUUACCCCUGGGAAAGGUGGGUCCAAUGUCCCCGUCGGUCCCCAGCACGUCGCACCCAAGCGCGGGGGAACCUCCAGGUGAGGGCGCCAAUGCUAGCUCUCGACCUAGCAAGCGAAGAGUCACGGGGGAACUCCAGCUUCCGGCACCUGAGGGGGCAUGCUCCCUUACCUCCACUGCCAGCAAGCCACCGCAGGAUGACAAAGACUCAGAGGUGGAGAUUGAAGUGGAAAGUCGUGAUGAGUUCACGUCGUCUUUGUCCUCCCUGUCGUCACCAUCUUUCACUUCGUCCGGCUCAGCCAAGGACCUGAGUUCGCCCGGCGCCCUCGGGCCCAUCUGCACCCUCACGGCAGUUGAGGGCACUACCCCCGCAGCUGCUCCCAUCUCGGCACCCGUCACUCCUCCCGAAUUGGGGCUGGAGUCAGAGCUGGAGAGCCUGCGGCAGGCGCUGGACAACGGGCUUGACUCCAAAGAAUCAAAGGAGAAGUUCCUGCAUGAGAUAGUUAAGAUGAGGGUGAAGCAGGAGGAGAAGCUGGGAUCCGCCCUACAGGCCAAACGCAGUCUGCAACAGGAGCUGGAGUUCUUGCGGGUUGCAAAGAAAGAGAAGCUGCGCGAGGCGACUGAAGCCAAGCGAAAUUUGAGAAAGGAAAUAGAGCGCCUGAGAGCCGAGAGUGAGAAGAAGAUGAAGGAAGCCAACGAGUCGCGGAUUCGUCUGAAGCGGGAGCUGGAGCAGGCCCGCCAGCUGAGGGUCUGCGAUAAAGGCUGCGAGGCCGGACGUCUGCGGGCAAAGUAUUCGGCACAGAUCGAAGACCUCCAGAUGAAGCUGCAGCACGCCGAGGCUGACCGUGAGCAGCUCCGAGCCGAUUUACUGCAAGAGCGGGAGGCCAGGGAGCACUUGGAGAGGGUGGUGAAGGAGCUGCAGCAGCAACUUUGGCCCAAAUCGAACAGCGACAAAGACUUGACAGCCAAGGACAAGGACAUUCCGUCCAAAAAGUAAUCCAGUAGCCAAGUCCCUCAUGCCCCCUAUAUCCCCGCCUCCGGUGCAGAGAUUCCCGACAUUUCCCACCAAGCCAAGGCCUCUAAUACACACGCAGUGUUGGUCAUGCUUACGGUGAAUAAAACCAACCUGCGGCAUUUUGGGUCCUCGUCCAUGUCCAAGAAAAAAGAAAGCUGCGCCAUUCGAACUCUGACUCUCAGCUUCAUACUUUCAGAACUGAUAAGUAGAUCGCAAGAGGGUCGCAGGUUGGGGCAGUCUGUGAUGUGAAAUGCUGAAAGAUGAUCGUAUUCUAUUAGUCAAAGAAGAAAAGCCGCCACGUUUGACCCUUGACGCGAUGAGGGCGAAGAAUUUUCAGCACAUGAUAAGCUACGUAGACUAUGUCAAGAAAACAUACUUUGUACAUGCAAAUAAAUCCGAAGAUGAACAACACAAACAGUUGAACUAUCCACAUGUGCCGCCAUGUUUUUAAUUCUUGUUUUUAGGGAUGCCAUCCCAGCCGACAAGGAGGAAAUAAUCAAGUAAUAUGUUAUUUCAAAUGUCUUCACACAACGAGCACAACCGCUUGCGAAUUGAUGUCAUCGAAUCUUGGAUUUUUUUGGGGGGGGGCAGGAGAGGCGAAGAGAAACCGCUGUGGUGAAGACAACCUCCAGAAGCGAGCACUUGAUUUGGAAUCAUCAAACUAUCGGUCUUUGUCCCAGUGUUGCCCACACUAAGUCCAAUGAACACGGGUCACCAGCCAUAUUUGCGUUUAACCAUUUGGGUCAAAACCCAGUCGUCGAAUCUUCUAAAGAUACAAUAUUCCACAUGUGAGUGUGGCCUUGUUUUCUCAUCUCUUGACAGGUGAGUGAGAAAGCAUUUAUAUUCCCUUUAUGAAUCACUUUGCCAAGGGACACGCUUGGCAAGAACCACAAAUAUUCAUAUUCAUUAAAUUAAAGGUAUGUAAAUAUAUAUUUUGGGGGACUUAACAAUAAUGAAUGGCACUUUGUCCUAACAACCAACCGUUUUUAUGCAUUGUACUCCCAACCUCUGUCUUCAACCUUAUUUUGAAAACACAUGAACGCUACCAUAUAGAUGCAGUUAAUAUUUUUGUUGCUUAUAUUCAUCCUCUAUUAAAUAUCUUUCUGUUCACCUUAGGCAGAGUAUUGCAAAUAAACCGAAAGAAAAACAAGGCUCAAACUGUUACUGCCUGAUGAAGUCUCGAUGGAACUGUUGGAAUCAAUCGAGUUGGCCAAAACAUACGAACCUUUGACAAAUCACGAGGGGAACUUGAGUAAAUGGCUGCAGCUACACGGUGGUGGUGGAUGAAGGUGUUUGAAAAUGAUGUCAUAGUUUGAGACCUUGAAAAAAAUCUCAAUUUCCACCUUUGAGUGCAAAAAUCUAUUUUGUUAGAAUUCAUGCCAGCCCAUCACCAUGGCAACAAUUUUUUUGUGGUUGUUUUCCCCAUUGAUUUAUCACCAGUGUCUAUGUUAGUCGCGGGAUUUCUAAAAAAAAAAAAAAAGACGAUAAAAAACAAACCUGCACAAACAAUCACAUUUGGAUUUUUCUUAAACAAAAUAAAUAAAUCAACAAAAAAAAAGAAGACAGUGGCUGGAAGAUGCCGUAGCAGUGGGUACAAUGCAAUGCGAAUGUACAUUAUGUUAAUGCUAUUUUUCCUUUUGAUUGUUAAUGUUUUAAAUGAGAAAUGUUAUUGCUUGUCUGAAAUGUUCACCUAUUUGAAAAAAAAAAAGAAAACUCAUAUUUUUGUUUAUGCAUGAAACUGAAAACUUUUGCCAUUCAUAUCGUCAAAUAUUGGGCAUUUACAGUAUACUAUUCAUGUAAGGGGGUUUAUUGUGUAUGCAAUUUGUCUUUUCGAGGAGGGGGAAACAGGAACUAAAAGCAGCACGCUGUACACAUGCAUUGAAAACAAACAAACAAACAAAAAAAAACAAUGAUUCCAAAAUGAUGUAUCAAAUGCAAUGCUGGACAACCUCAAGUGCCUGACACUGGCGAAAGGUUUCCAGAAGAGGAAAGCUGAAGAAGCAGCUUAACAGGGAGACAACGACUUCAUAAAAAAAUCGCUUCCUUUCUCAGCAGCUCUUUUUUUAUUUUCUUUUCUUUUUUUUAAUCAGCCAUCCAAGAACAACCAGUUUACAUGUUUCUUUGUCAAUGCAGAGAACAGUUUAACAAUCACUAUUAAUAACACGUAAAGCUUUUUUUCCCCCUAGAGUGCGUGUUUUUUUUUUUUAAUUCUUCAUUUGGAAUCGAUGUGCAUGAGCGAACACUUUUGUAGGUGAUCUUUUGAGAAAAAAAAUAGUGAUGAUAAUAAUAAGCCACUUGCUUUGGUAAGUUGUUGCUGAGGGUUGUACAUAAAGAGUUUUAUGUGUUUCAUCUGAGUUUGUGGACAUGCUGUGCUCAGGCAUUGCAUGGAAAGGAUAAUAAAGAGGACGUUGGGUUUUUUUUUGUUGUUGUUGUUUUGUUAUUACUGUAAAAGGCCAGCUCCAUCAGACACUCCCUCUCAGAGAAAGACUCUGCGUCUGCCAUUUUGGCGCGCCUACAAAUUGUUCAAUUUUAUAAUCGCUUUUACUCUCUAAAAAGGUUGAUAUCAUGUGUGUGGUUUUGUUGAUGCAUGGUUUUCUACAAGGGAGGCAAGAAUGACAUUGGCCUCUCAUUCUCCCGUGCAAAGGCAGAGAAUGCUCUUGUUUUCACAAAGAUUUUUGCCAGGAGAGCAAUAACGAUCCGUAUUCACAAAUAAUUGCCAGUGUAACCAUUUGAAGAUGAAUUUGCAAAAUGUAAAUAUUUUUUUCAUUAACAAUAUUGUAUAAUAUAUGUACAUGGUGUUUCCUUUUUUUCAAAAUGAAGUCUUUUCUUACAAUAGAUGUCUUGUUUAAUUGUUUUAUAAUUUGUGUUUGGAAAUGUUUCAAAAACAGUUCAUGCAGUGCGUAAGAUACGAUUCCCCAAUUUAAGGCAAUUCUUUGCUUAUUUUUUUUUACUAUAGUCUUUGUAUUGCAUUUUUUUUCAACAAUUCAUUUUACUGUAUGUUUGGUAACAGCAGAACUCUCUCUCUCUCUAUCUCUCACACACACACACACUCACACUCACACGCGCACACAUGGUCAUUUUAAAGAUUGUUCCCCCAGCAUCCUUUUGUAUCUGUUUAGCCCUUUGCUGCUAACGCUAUAUCCAACAUAUUUUUUUAUGUAAGACGCGAAUGGAAGCUUUCCCAUUUAUCCAUGCCACAUAUGCAGUACGAAAAGUUCGGCCCACUCAUGUGAUCCCCUCGUUUUUGCUCAUCUUUUCCCAACAGCACCCCUCUCGCACGACACCGACAAUAUUGUAAAGUAAAGGACUUUAUGAGAUUAUGUUUGAAAAUAGCUAUGCUUAUAUACUGCAAUGACUGAAUGUACAGUGUAUAGAUGCAUUACCAGAAAUAAACUUGUUUGUCCAGAUUGAA
Molecule: messenger RNA, 6114 nt
Organism: Hippocampus zosterae (dwarf seahorse)
Lineage: Eukaryota; Metazoa; Chordata; Actinopteri; Syngnathiformes; Syngnathidae
Gene: skia
Product: v-ski avian sarcoma viral oncogene homolog a
Exons: 7
Coding region: 492-2684 (730 amino acids)
Biological process (GO): negative regulation of BMP signaling pathway
Cellular component (GO): nucleus
Molecular function (GO): DNA-binding transcription factor activity, RNA polymerase II-specific; RNA polymerase II cis-regulatory region sequence-specific DNA binding; SMAD binding
Source: RefSeq, a predicted model, not a curated record